UUUUUGACAGGUCUCUGACAGAUAGAUAAGGAAAAGUUGGCCGUGUGAAUGUCGGUCACGCAGCAUUAAUUCUCAAAAAUUGUAGACUAAAAGUUUAUAAAAUCGUACUCUGGUGCGGACAGGGAGUUCCAUCAUGAGUGCAUUAAUGAAAGCAGCUUUAUCCCGCAGUCCUGCCGCUCUGGCCACUCAUGUCUAUAGAAACCUACAUUUAUCAGUGGGAGGUGCAUCUCCACUGAAAGAUGCUACAGUCAACACAGGGAAAGGCUACACAGUAGUUGAUCACCAACAUGAUGCUUUGGUGAUUGGAGCGGGUGGAGCCGGUCUCAGGGCAGCCUUUGGCUUAGUGCAGGAAGGGUUCAAGACAGCUGUAGUUACCAAGCUGUUCCCUACAAGAUCGCACACAGUUGCUGCACAGGGAGGCAUUAAUGCAGCACUAGGUAACAUGGAGGAAGAUAAUUGGCUGUGGCAUAUGUAUGACACUGUCAAGGGUUCUGAUUGGCUUGGAGACCAGGAUGCCAUACACUACAUGACAAGAGAGGCGCCUCAUGCUGUGAUUGAACUGGACAACUAUGGCAUGCCAUUCUCUCGUACGCCAGAGGGAAAGAUUUACCAGAGAGCCUUUGGUGGUCAAUCUCUAAAGUUCGGAAAGGGUGGACAAGCCCAUAGAUGCUGUGCUGUAGCUGAUAGAACUGGCCACUCCCUGUUACAUACACUUUACGGACAAUCUCUACGAUACGAUUGCGAAUAUUUCAUUGAAUACUUUGCCUUGGACCUGUUGAUGGAGGAUGGAGUCUGCAAGGGCUGCAUUGCACUCAACCUUGAAGAUGGAACCCUGCAUAGGUUCCAAGCCAAGAACACGAUCCUGGCGACGGGCGGCACGGGACGCUCGUACUUCAGCUGCACGUCGGCGCACACGUGCACGGGCGACGGCACGGCCAUGGCGGCGCGCGCCGGCCUGCAGAACGAGGAUAUGGAGUUCGUGCAGUUCCACCCCACUGGUAUCUACGGCGCGGGUUGCCUCAUGACGGAGGGCUGCCGCGGCGAGGGCGGCUUCCUCGUCAACGCGAAGGGCGAGCGCUUCAUGGAGAGGUACGCGCCCGUCGCCAAGGACCUCGCCAGCCGAGACGUCGUGUCCAGGGCCAUGACUGUCGAAAUUAUGGAGGGUAGAGGUUGCGGGCCAGAGAAGGACCAUGUGCACUUGCAGCUGCACCACCUGCCGCCCGACCAGCUGAAGCAGCGCCUGCCCGGCAUCUCGGAGACGGCCAUGAUCUUCGCGGGCGUCGACGUCACCAAGGAGCCCAUCCCCGUGCUGCCCACCGUGCACUACAACAUGGGCGGCACUCCCACCAACUUCCGCGGGGAGGUUCUCGUCCACAAAAACGGACAAGACCACUUAGUACCCGGUCUGCUCGCGGCGGGAGAGGCCUCCUGCGCCUCCGUGCACGGCGCCAACAGGCUGGGCGCCAACUCGCUCCUCGACAUCGUGGUGUUCGGCCGCGCCUGCGCCAUCACCGUCGCCGACACCAGCCGCCCGGGAGACUCGCAGGCCCCGCUCAAGGAGACGACAGGACAAGAGAGUAUCGCAAACCUAGACAAGUUGCGGUACGCAAAUGGCAACAUCUCAACGGCGGAUCUGCGUUUGAGGAUGCAGAAGUGCAUGCAGAAGAACGCCGCUGUGUUCAGGCAGAAGAGCACGCUUGAAGAAGGUCACCAACAAAUCCACGAGAUAUACAAGCAAAUGGCCGACGUCAAAGUAUCGGAUAGGUCCCUGAUCUGGAACAGCGACCUGGUGGAAACCCUGGAGCUGCAGAACCUCCUCAUCAACUCGGUGCAGAUUGUGGAGGGCGCAUUGGCGCGCGAGGAAUCCCGCGGCGCGCACGCCAGGGAGGACUUCAAAACUCGCCGCGAUGAAUUGGACUACUCCAAGCCUUUGGAUGGACAGACGAAGCUGCCGUUCGAACAGCACUGGAGGAAGCACACGAUAGCGGAGACCGACGCCGGCACGGGCGCCACCAAGCUGAGCUAUCGACCCGUCAUCGACCACACGCUCGACCAGCAGGAGUGCAAGACUGUGCCGCCCGUCAUACGCACCUACUAGGAUACUUAGGUAAUCUCACAAAAUGGCUGCUGAGUGCUGACUGGGCUAAGAAGUAUUACUUCAGUAUGCAUCUUGGUCUAAGUGCGUGUUUACGUACAACUCUUUCAAAAUAUUCUUUCUGAAAAAAUUAUUUCAAUUCAUCUAUUCUAAGAAAAUGGUUUUUGAGUUGAAAUAGUUUUGCGUUUGUUGUGCGAUAUAAGUAAAAAGAAGUAGCUAUGUUACAUACAUAUCUAAAGUGAAAUCUUAAAACUAGAACACUUGGUUUACAUUUGUAGAGAGCUAUCUGUUCCACUCACGCGUUUUUAUCUUCUGUCUUACUCAUCACCAAGCACGAAUUAUAUACGCCAUGUAUCGUGUAUCGUGUCUAUGGUAUAAUGUGUACAUUGUUGUAGGAAUAAACUUUAACUAGUAGUAAAAAUUUUAACUAAAAAAAGCGCCUUGAUAGGAGCUAAUGUCAAAUAGAGACGCCAUAUUUAAAGUAAUAGUGAUGUGACGUGGUUCAGUUGUGUCACUGUGAAUGAGUCAAUGAACCAGUUCCUACUUCUCUAUUUUAUUUAGAAUAAUCUUAAUAUAAAAAAAUAUAACAUACGUACGUAUGUACGUACACUUUUUAUACAACAUGUAAAUAACUAAACUUACAUAGAAAAGUGACAUCCAGGCUCAGAGCAAAACUGUGCAUCAUACAAAAAUUUGUCGAAUGUCGAUGGUUUCGAAUUCACAUAACAAUAAUGAGUCAGUCUACUAUUUUAUCCUAUCUAUAGAUCCUUAAUGUAGGUGUACUGCGUCACUGACUCGUAUCAGUGUAUUUUUGUCUCCACGCCAUUUAUUUUUCGUAAAAACUGGCAGCCCAUGAAAGGUCAUUUAGCUAUGUUUAAUUAAAGAUUCGAUUAUAGCAACUUUUUUCGAAUAGUAUAUUUUACUAUUUUUACAUUACAUUUCUUAAUGGCUAUAGUAUUCACAUCUGAAACGUAUGGUAUAACACAGACCGACAAGAAGACGCAACCGAGUCUUUACCUACAACUACAAAGUUUAAUACAGAUGAGAGCACGUCGCGCCCGUGUUCGUAACUUUUAUGUGAACACGCACUUUCGCACCAUUAUUUAUUUCAUAGUUCAUUUUAGAGUAGUUUAAGAGUAACAAGCGUUUAUUGUGGCUGAUAAAUACAUUGUUAACAUUUACUUAUAUAUAUUAAAAAAAUCGUAUAUGUAGUAUGUCAUACAUCAUGAAAUUUUUAUCAUAUUUUGAGCUAUGCCCGAUGCCUGUUCAUGUUUUCUUCUAAACUAUAGAUUUAAAUAUUUAUUAUUUACAAAUGUAACUACCUAUUGAGCAGCAUUUUUAAUUUUAAUUUGUUAGUAAUUAGAAAUCAGCAGCACCGAGGUACUUAAGGUAGAAUGAAAUCAUGUUUUUCGAGGUAUUUUCUCACUACAAAUAUAAUGAUUUAUUUAACUUGUUUAUUUUGAAUAAUUCAUCAAUUAAAUGUUGCAAUAACUAUUGACAGUACAUGAAUUUUUAUAAUACGUAUAAUUAUUGACUGAUGUAUAAUAUUGAUACAAUAUAAUGGUUCUGUUUGCAGUAUUAAAUCGAUUAUUUAUUUUAUGAUAAUGCUGCUGAUACUGUUAGACACAAUCUCUAAACUAUACUAAACUGGCUGGUCUAAAAUAUGUAUUGUUAUCCUUUUCACGGCAUUCCCUGUGGUAAAAGAUAGCACUAGAUUGACCCGUUAGAUGUUAUAAUAAAUUAUUAUCCGUAAUCCUUUUCGUUACCUGUGACCUGUGAAAGUAAAAUAAAUAAAAAUAAAAUGUCCUUGUGCUCUAAAUAAAAAAAUAUUUGUAAUAUUUAAUCAUCUUUUAUUUUCAUCUCCAGCGGGCUUCAUCUUAGGCUGCAUCACCACUUGCCAGCAGGUCGGAUUGCAGUCAAACGCUAACUUAUAUAAAUUUUUAAACACCUAAAAAUUACUUUACUUUAACAAUCUGUCAAUUAAGUAUAAAUUAGAGAUUGUGUACAACAAAAUUAGCCUUGUACAAUUUUCUUGUAGAUUUUAAGACUUAUGUAUGUUAAAUAUUAUAUAAAUGUGUAUGUAAA
Molecule: messenger RNA, 4180 nt
Organism: Maniola jurtina (meadow brown)
Lineage: Eukaryota; Metazoa; Arthropoda; Insecta; Lepidoptera; Nymphalidae
Gene: SdhA
Product: succinate dehydrogenase [ubiquinone] flavoprotein subunit, mitochondrial
Exons: 13
Coding region: 134-2098 (654 amino acids)
Biological process (GO): tricarboxylic acid cycle; mitochondrial electron transport, succinate to ubiquinone
Molecular function (GO): electron transfer activity; succinate dehydrogenase (quinone) activity; flavin adenine dinucleotide binding
Source: RefSeq, a predicted model, not a curated record